Messenger RNA from Haliotis rubra (blacklip abalone), 2736 nucleotides. RefSeq lists its product as uncharacterized. The record is from RefSeq and is a predicted model, not a curated record. Bases 1 to 2736 code for a protein of 911 amino acids. The transcript is spliced from 6 exons. NCBI's taxonomy places the organism in Eukaryota, Metazoa, Mollusca, Gastropoda, Lepetellida, Haliotidae.
AUGCCACGAAAAGGCCAAACAGACAGACACUGCAUCAAGUACGAGGCACUGGACAACAGUCUUCAAAACAUACACACUGUUCUCAGUGUAUGUGAGCUGGAACAAAGGGAGGUAAUCACGCAACAGGUGCUGGCCCUGGUAUGGACAGUUCAAGGGAUCAGAGAGUCCAUCAUUGAAGAUUCACUCUCUGUCUUGGCAUCACCAUCAACAGACGCAAUCAUGAACAUCUCAUGUGAGCCUACAGAACAUACGUUAAUACCAUCACAACGACCGACUAUAAUUGUGUCGCUACCUUCACCAGAAGCUGCAACAGACACAUCGCUUGCGUCACCAGAAGCUGCAACAGACACGUCACUACCGUCACCAGAAACUGCAACAGACACGUCACUCGCGUCACCAGAAGCUGCAACAGACACGUCACUACCGUCACCAGAAGCUGCAACAGACACGUCACUACCGUCUCCAGAAGCUGCAACAGACACGUCACUACCGUCACCAGAAGCUGCAACAGACACGUCACUACCGUCACCAGAAGCUGCAACAGACACGUCACUACCGUCACCAGAAGCUCUGCAACUGACACAGACACCGUCUCCAGAAGCUGCAACAGCCACGUCACUACCGUCACCAGAAGCUGCAACUGACACAUCACUUACGUCACAAGCUGCAACAGACACCUCGCUACCAUCAUCAGAAGCUGCAACAGACACCUCGCUACCAUCACCAGAAGCUGCAACAGACACAUCACUUACGUCAGAAGCUGCACCAGACACCUCGCUACCAUCAUCAGAAGCUGCAACAGACACCUCGCUACCAUCAUCAGAAGCUGCAACAGACACAUCGCUACCAUCACCAGAAGCUGCAACAGACACAUCGCUUACGUCACAACAAGCUGCAACAGACACGUCACUACUAUCACCAGAAGUUGCAACAAGGACAUCACUACCAUCACCAGCCAACAGGAUUUCAUCCCUGUGUCCAUCACUGGAUUCUGACCUGGAACCAUCAGUCAGCUCACCACCAUCAACAUCCAAAGGAGACCAUGCCACACUUGUCAAUACAGCCCCACUGACACCAGUAUCUAACCACACGGCAUCUACUUCAACUCCAUUGACACCUACUACUGGGAUUCUGCCAUUCUUCAAGCUUGCUGGUCAGAAAAUCGCUAGUCUGAAUCAGAGAUCUUCACCAUGCAAGAACACAUGUGCAUAUCACGCUCAUAGACAAAAAGGCUUUAAGUUUCAACUUACCCAUCAGAACAGAACAGAUAACCCAACAGACAACACUGCGAAACAGAUUCCCAUGAACGAACGGGUGACUCUUCCUCCAAGGCAGACAACAGAUGAGGUGACCAUGCAGCCGUCAACUCCACCACCUUCUGUCCUGACCUGCAAACCUUUUCUCUGUGCAAGUAGCUUCACUCCAAACAAAGCCCCAGUGACUGAAAUCUCGCAACAGACGUCCGUCAAAAGAGGUGUUCUGAAAUCCAGUCACAAUCCAGAAACACAUCAGUCACAAACAUUGCUAACAUGGAAGGCAUCCUUUUUGAAGACACACUCACCAAAGCCAAAGAUGUUGAAGAAGGUAAAACCCUUCCAGCUGACCCCAGACACAAGAACAGAUUCAUGGAGGAAACUGCCAGAAACAGAACCUGCUCCUGUGCAGAAGGUAAUCAAAUCUAAUGAGAAGACUGUCCCACAGGUGAAAGACAGGGACAGACUCAGCAACAGGUCAAUUGAAGAAUUGUCCAAGACAAGAAGCACAUCUUCCUUACAACCUUGGAGGUCGUCAAGCAAAUCCAAGUCACUUCUGCAACCCUUCAUGACCUUACCUCUAUCUCAGUCUCCGCCAGCUUUAUGCUCUCUCCUAUUGUCACGAGCGGUUGCACACCCAGGGUCAUGUAGGGAUCCAGAGGGCAUACAGGAAAGAACAAGAAAUGCUAACAUUUUUAUGAUGAAUGAAUCAGAGGAGGGAGAGGACAGUUUUGGCAGCGAGUUCUGGGACUUACGGACAGCCAUGUCAGAGUCACACAACGAGGAUAUUGUGACAUACAUCGGGGAAGGAAAUACCAAGCCUGAUGUACUUCCAGCCAAGCUGAAUCUUCCUCAGUCAGAACAUUUGGUGUCGCAUGCAUCACCAUCUUUUGAGAGUGCUAAAGGAAAACUUUUUUACAACGAAAACAAAAAUGUUCCCCUGAAAAAACGCUUCAACCCAAAUUUCAGCGAAACAUCAAAACAUGAUAGUCCAUACAAGAGCUCUGUGUUCCAUGGGAAGCCAGGCACUCCAAAUGAGAAGCAGAUCACCCCCAAACAGAAAUCUAGAGCCAAUGGAGAGCUAUACACUCAAAAAACAAAACCUAUAGUCCAUGGGAAGGCGUACACUCCAAAAACAAAACCUAUAGUCAAGGGGAAGCCGUACACUCCAAAAACAAAACUUAGAGCCCAUGGGAAGCAGCAGGUCACCCCUCACAGAAGGAGCCUAAAGGAGAGAAAAUCAUACAUUGAAGAGACUUCACGGACAUCAAGGGCACGGCAGCCAAUGCAGAGUGCCAGUAUGGAGGAGGAGUUGGUGCAGCAACUGGAGGAGAUCCUCACAGCCUUCAUGGCAGGAAGAAAGCAGGCCACCACGAAGAUGCUGCCCCCUGAUAAACAGAACCAGCUAAGGGAUGAACAUGCAAAACAAAUUGUGACCUCUUAUUAUAGUCUGUGUCUAGACGACUUGUCCAUCUCCUUGUAG